This is a messenger RNA of Seriola aureovittata, 1711 nucleotides long. Its product is annotated as trypsin-like. Gene Ontology annotation, biological process: proteolysis. The transcript is spliced from 5 exons. Bases 593 to 1465 code for a protein of 290 amino acids. Gene Ontology annotation, molecular function: serine-type endopeptidase activity. The record is from RefSeq and is a predicted model, not a curated record. NCBI's taxonomy places the organism in Eukaryota, Metazoa, Chordata, Actinopteri, Carangiformes, Carangidae.
UUAUCUCUGUCCUGAAAAAUAGUCUUAUCUUUUCAUAUGCAACGGUCAUCCUGUUAGUUAAUAAAUGAGCAACGUCUAACGUAUUUGUGGCCUUCAAGAGUUUUUUGUUCACUCUGUUGUUUUACAUAAGAUCAUUUUUUAGAUUUCCAGCAUGUACCACUUAAAUAAAUGUGUCUACUCUUUUUUUAAAUUUGGAUUUGUAGGUAUAAUAACAGAUUGGCCUCAACUGCACAUAUUGGCUCAAAAGCUUGUGACAGCUGUCUGUCGUGGAAAAAGAAACAACAGCACACAGUUGUUAGUUUACCUUGGAGCUUCUGAGACCACAGAUGAGUUGUUUCUCACCUUCACUGGCUUUUAUUCAAGGACUUUUCAAAGUGGAGCCAUACAACAGCACAUUCACUUAUCUUUUUUUUUUUUUUUUGCAUAUGGUCUCAUGUCUAAAAGUUGGUUGUAUAACUCUACACUAUUUGUAUAUUGUGGCUUGCCAACAACAGGGCAGAAGUGGGCAAACAAGAAAAUAGGAGCAUGAUAAGAUAAUAGAUUUGGGCUGAUGCUUAGUGCCAAGAGGUAAGAACAGAGUGUGAGGACCCAGAUGGGGUCAGCCGGUGGCAGGUUGAGCGCAUUGGGGCUGGUGGGGUAUAAAUAUGAGCUGGGUUGUUUCCAGGUGUUUUCUGAUCAUUCACCAGACACAAUGAGACUGCUGGCUCUGCUGCUGAUGGUUGGAGCUGCUGUGGCAGUUCCCCGUGAGGAUGGACGGAUCAUUGGCGGGCGGGACUGUGAGCCUCACUCUCGUCCAUACAUGGCCUCCCUCAACUAUGGCUACCACUUCUGUGGUGGGGUGCUCAUCAACAGGCAGUGGGUGCUCUCUGUUGCCCACUGUUGGUACAAUCCCUAUGCUAUGCAGAUCAUGCUGGGAGAACACGAUGUGCGAGUGUUUGAGGGUACUGAGCAGCUCAUGAAGACCGACACCAUCAUCUGGCACCCUAGUUAUGACUACCAGACUCUGGAUUAUGACAUCAUGCUGAUCAAGCUCUUCCACCCUGUGGAGGUGACUGAGGCGGUCGCACCCGUCCAAUUGCCCAGAGGGUGCCCAGUUGCGGGGCUCCCCUGUUCUGUGUCUGGCUGGGGAAACACUGCCAUGGGUGACGAAGUGUUCUUACCCUACCGCCUGCAGUGUUUGGACGUGCCCAUAAUUGACGAACAGGCCUGUGAGAAUGCCUAUCCUGGCAUGAUCUCACCCAGGAUGGUGUGUGCUGGAUACAUGGAUGGAGGCAGAGAUGCGUGCAAUGUGAGUUUUAUAGUAAAUGUUUCCAAGGGUUUACUGGGCUCAAAGCUCUGUAUGUGCAGGAGAAUUAAUCACUGUCUACCGACACUGUGUUUAUCAGGGCGACUCUGGCAGCCCUCUGGUGUGUCAUGGAGAAGUCCACGGCCUGGUGUCAUGGGGUAUGGGAUGUGCCCAGCCUAACUACCCUGGCGUCUACGUCAAAGUGUGUGAGUUCCUCUACUGGAUUCAAGACGUCAUGGCAGCCAACCCCUGAAGAAAUCACCGGUUUUCCCUCCUCACUUCUUCCAUUUGCUUUCCUCUUUUCCCUGCCCUGUAUGUUACCAUUCAUCCCUAUUUUCUGCCCCAACUUUUAUUUUUCUGUCUUUCUCUGGUGCCUUGUCUCCUUUGAAGUUCUCUCCUUCACACACCCAGACUCAACAAAUAUGU